AUGAGUGAUACGGCAGCAAUUGAAUUAUUAAAACGAGCAGUUCAACUCGAUGGUGAACAAAAAUAUCCAGAUGCAUUAACUUGUUAUUCCGAAGCUAUACGAAUGUUAUUGAAGGUUGUUAAAGAGAUUCCAAUGAGUGAAGAACGAAAACGAACAGCAUAUCAACAGAAAAUUACUGAAUGUAUGGAUCGUGCUGAAAAAUUAAAAGAAUUUAUUGAACAAAAAAAAGAAGCUUGUGUACCAUCAAACAUUACACUUCGUUGUCCAAAUAAUUAUGUUAUAGUUGUUCGAAGUGCAUCACAUGGUGUUGCACAAAUAUCGAAUACAUGCUCCUAUAAACCUGGAGAUUGCAUUGUUGAUUCAAUGAAUAGUAUUUCAUGUCUAACAGAUUCAACUCAAUGUUUAAUCCAUGCAACAAAAAAACUCCUACCACAAUGUAACGAUCAAUAUAGUAGUUAUUUUCAUAUUGAAUAUGAUUGUAUUCCAAUAUCAAUGGAUGAUACAUCAAAAGAAUAUAAUAUAUGUCAAAAUAGUACUGAAAUAACAAGCGAUCAUGGGAUUAUUCGAAGUCCAGGUUAUCCAACACAAUUUCAAUUAACAUCAUUCGAAUGUUUUCGUUUUAUACAUGUAUCUGAUGAUAAAAUAAUUCGUUUAUGGUUAACUGAUCUUUAUAUUGAUUCAAAUUGUAUAAACGAUCAUGUUUAUGUUGUUGAUAAUGUUCAAACAUAUAAACAUUGUGGUUUACAACGAUAUGCUUAUCCAUAUUUAUGUUCAUCAACUAUUAUUAUUCAAUAUUUAGUUAAAAAUACAUUUAAAGAAUAUAGAGGAAUGAGAAUGUAUUUUGAAAUUGUUAAUCGACCAGUAAAUGAUAAUUGUCCAAAAUUAACAGUAACACCUGUACCAAGUACAACAAUAACUGUUACAACUAUUGAACCAGGUACAACUACAAAUACUCCAAUUUAUGUUUUACUGGGCAUUGCAUCACCUACACGAAGUUUUCAAUUAUGUGCUGGUGAAUCAUAUACUAUUCAAUGUCCAACGAAUUAUGUUAUAGCAGUUAUAACAAAUAUAUUUGGUGUAACAUCAUCCGAUGAAUGUGAAUUACAUGAUGCUUCUAAACAUUGUGUUAUAACGACAAGUCCAAUAUUUUUAUGUGGUCAAACAUGUUUCUAUAUGUAUCCCGGAAAUCAAUUAAUUUCAUCAUGUAAUAAUACAAUAGCUGCUUAUCAAUAUGUUGAAUAUCAAUGUAUACCAAUAAAAACUCCUUUAAUUUCACCAAAUACAUCAUGUUCAAAUAUAAAUAUACAUAUUGAUCGUAAUGGUCAAUUUCAAAGUUAUAAUUAUCCAAAAUUAACAAAUAUGAAUUGUACAUAUCAUUUACAAACAAAACCAGGUUAUAUCAUGCAUAUAUAUGCAUUAGAUAUAAGUUUAAAUAAUUAUAAUCCAAUAUGUCAAUUAAAUAAAAUGUCAUUGUUUGAAACUACUAAAAAUCAAAGUUUAGAUUUUUGUGAACAACGUACAAAUAGUUUAAUUUAUUCAAGUUGUUCAAAUCAACUUGAUUUACAUUACAUGAUUAUGAAUGAUUUACAAGCAUAUUCAUAUGGUAUUAAAUUAUAUAUUGAAAGUCAAGCACAACCAUUUGGCUGGUCUUGUGGUGAAGAAACUGUAACAACAUUAACAAAUCCAACAACCAUUCAAACCACGCCAACACCACCAAAACCAACAUCAAUAACAAGUCUAUCAAUUAUGACUGUACUUGAUCCAAUUGAAUACGAUAUAUGUUAUAAUGAUACAUUUAUUCAUACUUGUCCAUAUGGUUUUACAUUUAUGAUACUUAAUGCUUUUUAUGGAGUUAAAAACCAAUCAUUAAAUAAAUGUGAAUUUAUUCAAAAUGAUUGUACACAAGAAGCAUUGUUGGCAAUAACACAAUGUCAAACGGAUGCGCCGAAUUGUUAUUUAUCAUAUUCAAAUAAACGUCGAUUAGCUCAUUGUUUAGAUAAAUAUGCUGAUUAUUUACAUAUAACAUAUCAAUGUGUACCAAGUUUUCCAAUUAGUUCAACAUCGAACUUAGUUGUGUAUGAUAUAUGUGAUACAAAUAAACAAAUUACAGAUAUUAAUGGUAUUGUUAUAAGUCCAAAUUUUCCUAGUUAUCAACAAACAAAUAAGGAAUGUCAAAGAGAAAUUCUUGGUAUACAUGAUAGAGCAUUAAAAAUCUGGAUAAAUGAAUUGGCUAUAUCGAGUAAUACUCCAGUCAAAUCUGAUAAACCAGAUUUUAUAAUUUAUAAAACAAAUAAUAUUGAACCAACAUUUCGUGAUAUAUGUAUAGAUGAUUAUUUAAUUAUAAAUACACCACAUAUAGCAUAUAUUUAUUGUGGUAUAAGAAAAUUAUCUCUUGAACCUAUUUGUACUACAAGUGUAAUAAUACAAUAUAAAACAACUUCAUCAACAAAUCCUUUUUCAAAAGGUUUUAAAUUUUAUUUUGAAUGGAUUGAAAAACCAAUGGAUAUAUUAUGUAUUGGAAAUCCAUCAACAUAUAAUCCAUUAAUAUCAACAACAACAUCAAUUAAUGAACCAUUACCAAUAUGGGCACAAAAUUUAGAUGUUUCAUAUGUUCUAAGUAAACAAAUUUGUCUUGGUACAACGGAUACAUUACAAUGUCCACGUUCAAAUGAUUACGUAAUUUCUAUAAGAAAUUCAAAUUAUGCUGUAACUGGCACUGGUUUCUGUGAAAUUCCAUCAUUUUCCCAUUGUCUACAAGAAACAUCACUUAGUUUAACAUGUACACAUUCAUGUUUUCUUGAAUAUAUCAUUCCUAAACCAUUACCACAAUGUGAAGAUCAAACUGCUGAUUAUAUUAAAAUUGAAUAUGAAUGUAUACCAACACGAUUACCUAAUCAUGAAAAUCCAAUUGAUAUAUGUGCAUCAACAACAACAGAUACAAUUGCAAUUGAUAAAGGAAUGAUAAUAAGUCCAUAUUAUCCAUCAUUAAGUUCGACACAUAUUUGUCCAAAAACAAUUGAAACAAUACCAAAUAAAUUAUGGAUGAUUUAUAUUGUUGAUCUAUUUUUAGAAGCAGAAGAUGAAUAUGGUGAUUGUAUUCAUGCAUCAUUGGAAAUUUAUGAUGGAAAUGAUAAAAGAAUUAUUUGUGGUUUACAACAACCAGAACUUGUUUUAAUUAGUUGUUCAAAUAUUGUUCAAUUUAAUUUUAUAUCAAAUCAACAAGCACUUGGUUAUCGUGGCUUUAAAAUUUAUUUUAAAACUAUUGAUGUACCUAUAGGAUGGUCAUGUGUACCAAGUGGACUUACAACAACAUCAACGACACAAACAUCUCCUUCAAUAACUUUAUUACCACCAAGUCUUCAAGUCGUUGCUUAUGGUGGUACAACAAUGCAUGGCAGUCGUCACUAUUGUCAAUUUCCAUUUAUUUAUCAAGGAAAACAAUAUACGAAUUGUAUCGCAGAUAAACCACCACAUGCAACGCCCGAUCAAACUGUAUUUGAUCCAUGGUGUUCAUUAACUCAUAAUCAUGAUAUAGAUGAUCAAUGGGGUUUUUGUGAUAUUGGUGUUACAGAUUCAACAAUUUAUAGUAUAUGUCAAAAUCAAUUACAAACAAUUCAAUGUUCACCUGGUUAUGUUAUUGAUAUAUUAACUGCUGAUUAUGCUACUAAACAAGAUGGAACAAUUUCAUGUAAUUACAAUAAAAAUGAUUGUUUUCAAAGUGAUGCAUCAACAAUAGAAAAUUUAUGUUCUGGUAAAACAUCAUGUACAGUAUAUCAUUAUGCUAAAACAUUAGUAUCAUGUCAAAAUCGAUUAUCAACUUAUUUACAUAUUGAUUAUACAUGUGUACCAAAUGAUAUUGAAACUAUUAUGACAUAUGAUAUAUGUCAUAAUGAUUCAAGACCAACGGGUGAUAUUCGUCGUGGUUUUUUAAUUUCACCAAAUUUUCCUAAUGUCAAAAAUAAUAUUAAUUGUAUAUAUGAUUUACAUAUAUUAAAACCACAUCAAGAUAUUUAUCUUUAUAUUAUUGAUAUGGAUUUAGAUGCACCAAAUUUAUUGGGACAAAGUUGUACAAAUGAUCGAUUGAUUAUUCGAGCUGAUAAUAGUGUGACAGAAUGGUGUGGACGAUCUUAUACAAAUCUUUUAUUGAAAACAUGUCAUACAUCUGUAUCGGUACAAUUAAUUCGAGCAUUAGAAGCUAAAGGACGUGGUGUAAAACUUUAUUUUGAAUUUCGUCAACGAUCUCCAAAUGAAAUAUGCGAAGAAAUUAUUACACCUGGUACAACACAGCCAACAUUAACUACUCUACCAACAACAAUACCAUCUCGACCAGAUUAUUUUCCUGAUCCAUCUCCUCAUUUAAUAAAAACUUUAUGUUAUCCUGAUGUAUCCGCUUUAUUUGGUACAAAUAAUUUUCAAUGUCCAUCCGAUUAUAUAAUCGUUAUUCAUCGAGCAUUCUAUGGUAAAGGUACUGGAUGUGUAUAUACACCCGGUGAUUGUACAAAUGAAGCUGAUAAUAUCUAUCGAUUAUGUUCAGGAAAACAAGCAUGUUCAGUAUCAUUUCUAAAUACAUUUUAUUUAUCUGAAUGCGGUCAAACUAUCGCUAAUUAUCUUUUUGUUCAAUAUCAAUGUUUACCAACAUCAACAAUUGUUUCAAAUAUUAAUGAUAUAUGUACAAAUCAAAAUAAUCAAUUAUCUCCAAUUAGUGGUAUAUUACAAAGUACAUUAUAUCCAUCUUAUACACAAACACAAUGUAUAAAUAUUACAUUAAGUCCACCAGAAAAUUCGAAUUUUAUUAUAUAUAUGUAUUUACUUGAUCUUAAUAUUGAUAUACCCGAUGUACAAACAGGUAAUUGUACGAAUGAUUAUCUUUUAUUAUCAUAUCAAUGUAAUAAUAAAUUCUAUGAUAUAUAUUUAUGUGGUAUACAUCAAACGGAACUUUUAUUUGAUACAUGUUUAACAACUGAUAAAAUAUUCAUUUCAUAUAAUUUAACAAAUCAAAAUCCACAAUCUAAACGUGGGUUUUCUCUUCUUUAUCAUCUAUUACCAACAUCAAUUAAAACUACAUUACCAUCAACAACAAUAACAACAACAACAACUUUAUCUACAACAAUGACAACAUCAAUAAGUAGAUCCAGUUCAAUGAGUACAACAACAUUACAAUCAACUGUUACAUUUUCAUCAACGAAUUCAACAGCAAAACAUCCUACUGAAGUAGAUACUUCAACGAAACCUACUAAUCAUAAUCCUAAUAAUAAAUUUUUGAUUAUUGGUAUUAUUACUGGUGUUAUAGUUGUAUUAUUAUGUUUAAUUAUUAUUAUAUAUUAUCGACGUCGUCGUUCACAUUCGAAAACUAUUGACGAAAUGCCAUUGCAAAAUAGACGAAAUACUAGUUUAGAUCAGAAUUUUAUUAUUGUUGAAUCGAUUGAAAAGCGUACUAGUAUUCCUGUAGCAGCGUUGAGAGGUCCUGCAAUAUCAUCAUUUCGUAUUAAAACUUAUCAUGAACAAAUUCAAAUAAAAGAUGGUGCAAUAGGAAAUAGUUAUGAAAAAAUAUUCAGUCGUUUCUUAGAUGAAAAUGUUACAGAAAUAAUUGUUCAAGAUCCAUAUAUACGCGCAUAUCAUCAAAUUACCAAUUUUUUACGUUUUUGUGAAGCUGGUAUUAAAUCACCAGCAAAGAUUAAACAAAUAACUUUAAUUACAAGUACAGAAACGAAUGAACAAACAAAAAAAAUACAAAUUGAACAAUUAAAUGAAUUUAAAGAACAUCUUAGAAAAACACAUUCAAUUGAACUUAUCAUAAAUUAUGUAACUGGAUUACAUGAUCGAGAAAUUAAAUUAAAUAAUGGAUGGAUCAUUAAAAUUGGUCGAGGACUUGAUUUUUAUAAACCUCCAGAAUGUAAAUUAUCCAUUGGAUAUUAUGAUCUUGAUCUUCGUCCAUGUCAUCAAACAACUAUUGAUAUCUUUCAUACUGAAAGAAUUCAAUCAUCAUCAUAA
Adineta steineri is the source of this 5991-nucleotide messenger RNA. The record is from the annotation of a GenBank genome assembly. Lineage: Eukaryota; Metazoa; Rotifera; Eurotatoria; Adinetida; Adinetidae.